Molecule: messenger RNA, 2616 nt
Organism: Monodelphis domestica (gray short-tailed opossum)
Lineage: Eukaryota; Metazoa; Chordata; Mammalia; Didelphimorphia; Didelphidae
Source: RefSeq, a predicted model, not a curated record
AACAGACUUAAAAAACAUAACUGUAACUGAAGAACCAACUUUUGGGUCCAGUGGUAUCCUCAAAGCCACCCUUUUCCCCCAGUCCUAGGACAGAAGUGAAUUUCCUGCUAGGAGGACACAGUGCAUAAGACAACAGUUAUGUGCAGUAGUUACACAGCACAGCUCAGUGAAACUUAAGAGGUAAGUUGGCUUUCCUUCUUAAUUCUUCUGCCAAUCCUUAUUUUGCCCUAAAUCCAAACAGAUUUUCCCCUUUUUGGAAGAAAUCAAUUUUCCCUUAGUUCUAGAUAUCUUAGUCUCCAGGGCAUCCAAAACAUUGAAUCUCUUUACUAUCUUCAUCCUUAAGAGAAAUUCCUAUGGGCUAAGAAUGUUAGAACAGUUUCAUGGAGAUCAAUCCUUGGAGAGAAGGUAGUAACUAAAGGGAUACAUAUGGUAAGGCCAGGCCAUUUCUGGUACAUAAAAUAGUAUAAACAAGAGUACAGAGAUGGGUGGGAAGAAACCUAGAAAAAGAAGGUGGCGGGAAUGGAAUGGAACACAAGCGAAUCUAAGGGCUCGCCUUCAUAAUUCUUUCAUUCUCUUGGGCCUGCCUAGGAAAGACGUUAUGGAACUCUGAUACACUGACACCCUCUCACCCUGCCAUAAACACCCUGUCUCCAGGGUAAUUUUUUCCCUUAGGUAUAAUGGAGAUUGUCAGUUCUUCAGGCUCCUUUCUCUCCAGCUUUCUCAUCUUCCUCUUGCUUGAGACACAUACAUUGGCUUCAGAGCAAUUUUCCGUGAUUGGACCUAUAGAACCCAUCCGGGCCUGGGUAGGAAGAAUGGCAGACCUACCAUGUUACCUGUCUCCCCAGAAAAAUGCUCAAGCCAUGAAGGUGAUUUGGUUCCAAUCUCUGGAAAUAGUGCAUCACUAUGAAGAUGGGCAGGAUAAGUUUGACAAUCAAAGCCCUAAAUUCCAAGGGAGGACAGAGCUGGUGAAAGAUGCCAUCACUAGAGGAAAUGUCACCCUGAGGAUAUGGAACAUUACAGCAGCUGACAAAGGACACUACAAAUGCCAUUUUGAUGAUGGUUUGUAUCAAGAAGAAGCUGGUAUAGAACUACUUGUCUCAGGUGAGGAGUCAGAAGUGAUGUUCCGGGGACUGGGGGCUUCAAUGUGAAGAAUUGGGAGAGUAUUUUUCCCAUCUGAAUAAUGACAAGUUUAGGGUUGUUGUCAGAGGAGGCAGGGAAACUGUUACAAGGAUAUCACUUUUAAAAGACUGAUAUAUAUUAAUUUAAGGUCGCCAAGGAAUUCGGCUAUGUAAUUCCUUAAUGAAAACUCAAGUCAGGCGUCAACCUUUUAUGGAGUUUUAAUUACAAACAGGAGGAAGAAAGGAAUUAGAGAUAGAGAGAUAGAGGGAGAGAGAAAGGGGAGAAAAGGGAAUAGGGCUUAAAUACCCCUUCUGUUUAGGCUGGGCCAAAAGGCCCAAGCCCUUAGAUAGCUGGGGCAAUGAAAGGAGAUCAGUCCCUAUUACUCACGUGACCAAAAAUGGAGAAACAGUCUCCGGAGCCCCCACUUUCAGCUUCCAUCAGCGCAAGCUUCUCAGAGCACACUGCAACCACUCCGACAAACUCCUCAACCACCUUGAGUCUUCAGACCCCCCUAUCCUUAAGGAAACCAUUCAAGUUCCCUCCCCUCAGUCCUCACAUCUACCAAUCACCUGUCCAUCAAUUUCCCUGUGCCAAUGGAGGCUCUAGCUUAACCCAGGACCGCCCAGAGGUCUCUGGCUUUGCAAAUGUCUGUUGAAGGUCAUAUUUUCAAAUAAUUAAAUCUUUGAUCCUUUGCUACAGCCCUGUCUAAAUCCUGUUAACCUGAGUAGGGUAGAGAUUGGAAUAAUUAAAUUUUGAUCUAGGCUGCAGCCCUUACUCAAUCCUGUUAGGACUGAAUAGGGUGGAGAUUGAUUCCAAGUAUCUCCAUUGUAUCAAUUCUAAAAUCAAUCAUGACUCAAAGAAAUUUCUGUUCUAUGCUUAAGCAUAGGUCAAAGUCCUUUCCAUUGUUCAGCAAAAGAAUUCUGUCCUAAAGUAAUCUUAAGAAGGGAGGAGAAGGAACCUCCCAUGCCAAUGGGGUUCACAUUCCAAUAGUCAAGACCCACUAUCAAUAGGAAAUUUUUCAAGUAUGAAAUUUCCCAAUGGUGAAAUUUCCAACAUUUAUAAGUCUAAGAAAUUUUGAGGUUUACAAUCCCCCCUGAUGAUCAUUGGGAGACUAGUCUCCCCAUUGAUCAUUUAACAUAAUCAAUUUGUAGUUCUAAAUUCACUUCUAACUAAAGAUAUACAAAAUAUUCAAUUUUCUAAGACAAAUUAGAAUAGUGAGAGAGGAAAUAGAAAAGAAAAGAAAGCAAAACCAAUGUUUGCUAGGCGCAUUGACAGAAAGCCAAAUUAGGGGCAGUCCCUUUUGGCAUAAAUGUGUACAGUUACAAUAAAUGUUCAAUCAAAAGUUCAGUCCAAUCAAUCACAUCCAAAGUUCAUUCUUGAUCUUCUUGAUGAAGUGUAGGUUUUCGGCAUCUUUCUGCAACAGUUCAUUCUCUGGAUAUAAAAGUUUCAAGCUUCUUUCUUGAAGAUCUUUUCUCAAACAGAAUCAAAAUCUUUGAU